Molecule: messenger RNA, 4473 nt
Organism: Drosophila biarmipes
Lineage: Eukaryota; Metazoa; Arthropoda; Insecta; Diptera; Drosophilidae
Gene: Hr38
Product: probable nuclear hormone receptor HR38
Exons: 5
Coding region: 1055-4339 (1094 amino acids)
Biological process (GO): regulation of transcription by RNA polymerase II; cellular response to corticotropin-releasing hormone stimulus
Cellular component (GO): nucleus; transcription regulator complex
Molecular function (GO): RNA polymerase II cis-regulatory region sequence-specific DNA binding; nuclear glucocorticoid receptor binding; zinc ion binding
Source: RefSeq, a predicted model, not a curated record
UGUUAACAACUUUAACCAAACAGCCACCGCUCACGGAAAAUCCAGCACUCAAGCAACCAUUUUGCCGAGGCGAACUCGGAGAUCCACAAAUUCCCGAUUUCAAUCAGCCUACAACCAUAGUUCUAAACAAAUUCGCGUUCAGUAUUAAAAGAAAAUAAACGGAAAUGCAACCCUAAUGUGAGUGCUCAAGAGUUAAACAGUUGCAACAAGUUGUUGCUCCACGUUGAUUCGGUUCGUUCUAUGCGGAAACGGAAGCCGGUCGUCAACGCUGCGUAUGUGUAAUAAUUGCCAACGGCCGACAGCGCGGCGUAUACUCAAUAUUCCUGCCAGAACUAUGCACUCUGUUCAGUUGACAACGCUGCGUAUGUGCAAUGCUCAGCCGAAGGUGGUCAACGCUGCGUAUGUGUAAUAUUUAAAUUCAACGAAUUUCAAAUUACAUUCGAGAUAGAUAUUUUUGGAGUGCGAAUUUUUGUAAAAAUUUGAUUUUUAAGAAACCCAAAAACCCGUGUGCCGAAGAACAGUAAUCAUCCGUUUCUGAGCAACUCCGUUCGCGUGUGUGUAUCUGUGUGUAAAGUGUUAGCAACGUCCUUGUGCCUCCUACAACCACAGCCGCAUCCGAAUACAUAGAACCAAGUUACACCUACAUCUAUGCAUAUACUAUAGCGUGCGUAAGUCGUUACGUCGCUAGCGUCGUCACCUGGCCACUGCGCAAACGCCGGAAAAAGCGAGUGAAGGAAGGCAAGUUCAAGUCUAAGGACACCGCACAACGACAACACCAACAGCUGUGGCAAGGACAGGAAAAAUGAGGCCCGAUUAUAACUAUUGCAAUCAAAGCUUCUGCCCGAAAGGAGUGGGUCACUGCCACGGUAGCCAACACAACUGAGGGCUAAAACUGGAUCACCAGCGCCGCUCAGGGCGCCAAACAGGUGCCUAUCUAGAGACCGUAUAAUAUCUGAUCUGUGUUGUGCCGUGUCCCUUGUGUGUUUUACGUUUGUGUGUAUCUCCAUCAACACCAUCAUCAUUUCUGGGGUUCUUUAACGAGGAAUCGUGGUCUAUGAUGCGCGAUCGGCUUGCCUCGCUGAUUGUGGUGAAGCAAGAGGGCGGCAGCAAUCCGAGUAUAGGCCAUCAUAUCAGCCAUAUCAGCCACCAUCCGCCGUCGGCCGUCAAGUGCGAGGCCUCACUGUACACAGAGAGCAGUCUGUUCCAGGAGAUCAACAACAACUCCUGCUACAGGCAGAACCUUAACUCACCGGCACAGAAUCAGCCACACCAGCCACAUUCCACACAGCAACAGCAACACGCACAGCAGCAACAGCAGCACACACACCAGCAACACCUGCUGCCGCCACCCUUGCCGACUUUGCCUUUGAUUUAUCCCUGCCGCAAUCUCUUCCCCGACGGUUGCGAUAUCAAUCACCUGGCCUGCUGCAGUUCCUCCAACUCGAACUCCGACUCCGCCCCCACAUCCACUUCACCCGACAACAGCCACUUUUUUGCCAAUGGAAGCACGUGUGCAGCGGCAAUAGCAGCAGCAGCAGCAGCAACACUAGCCACUGGGGCGAGGAAAAUAAAACCACUCGGUGCGGAGAAAUUGAAAGUCGAGAUAACUGACAGCAACAGCGACAGCCGAGCAACAGUAGCUGCCAGCACCUCGGCAACAUCUGCGACAGCGACGACAAUUGCUGUUACAGCAGCAACAGCAGCAACAUCAGCAGGAACCGCAGGAGGAGCCCCAGCAGCAACUGCAACAUCAACGGCAGCGGCGACAGCAGCAAUCCACACAACCAAAAUCAGCCAGCUGAGGCUCAAUAACCAAGCGACAACAAGCAUGUUACUUUUGCAACCUAAUAGCUCCUUUAGUUCAUUGUCGCCCUUCGAUAAUUUCUCCACGCAAACCGCCUCGACGACCACCACAACGUCGGCAUCGGCAGCUGGACACCACCAAAUCCACCACAACCACCUCCUCCAUCAGCAACAUCACCACCAGCAGCAGCAGCAGCAGCAACAGCAGCAGCAGCAACAGCAGCAGCAACAACAGCAGCAACAACAGCAGCAGCAACAUCUGCAACAGCAACACCUUGUAAGCCCGCAGCAACACCUGCUCAAGUCGGAGACGCUGCUCUCCCAUGAGGAGGAUCAGUUGAUCAGCAACCUGACCGACGCGUCUGUGGUCUCGCACAGCGAACUCUUCUCGGAUCUCUUCUUCCCCUCUGACUCGAACAACUCCCUGCUCUCCCCGACCACCAGUGGCUAUCCGGAAAAUCCCGCCGAGGACCUCACCAGCUCCAUUGAGAAUCUCACCAAGUUGACUUGCCUGCGGGACAAGCGGCUUUCCUCAAUCCCCGAGCAGCAACUGAGCUCCGAGCAAGAGCAGCAACUCUGCCUGCUGAGUCUGCGAUCCAGCAGCGAUCCGGCUAUUGCAUUGCACGCCCAGCAGCAACAGCAACAGCAGCAGCAGCAGCAACAACAGCAGCAGCAACACCAGCAGCAGCAACAGCAUCAACUCCAGCUGAUCUCGCCCAUUGGAGGGCCCCUAUCCUGUGGCAGCAGUUUGCCCAGCUUCCAGGAGACCUACUCUCUGAAGUACAACAGUAGCAGUGGGAGCAGCCCGCAGCAGGCGUCCUCUUCCUCCACCGCUGCCCCCACGCCCACUGACCAGGUGCUGACCCUCAAAAUGGACGAGGACUGCUUCCCGCCGCUCUCCGGCGGCUGGAGUGCCAGUCCGCCUGCUCCUUCGCAGCUCCAGCAGCUGCACACCCUCCAGUCCCAGGCCCAAAUGUCGCAUCCGAACAGCAACAACAACAACGGGGGCAACGGCAACAACAACAACAACAACAACAGUGGAGGCUACAACUACCAUGGGCACUUCAAUGCCAUCAAUGCCAGCGCCAAUCUCUCGCCCAGCUCCUCGGCCAGCUCCCUGUAUGAAUACAAUGGCGUCUCCGCAGCGGACAACUUUUACGGACAGCAGCAGCAGCAACAGCAGCAGAGCUACCAGCAACACAACUACAACUCGCACAAUGGCGAGCGCUACUCGUUGCCCACGUUCCCCACGAUUUCAGAGUUGGCUGCGGCGACGGCGGCUGUGGAGGCGGCGGCGGCCACCAUCUCCUCCCCCUCAUUGGGCGGCCCUCCCCCUGUUCGACGAGCAUCGCUGCCCGUACAGCGAACUGUCUCCCCGGCCGGUUCCUCAGCACAGAGCCCGAAGAUGGCCAAGAUCACGCUGGGCCAGAGGCACAGUCAUGCCCAUCCCCUCCAGCUUAGCUCGGCUCCCAACUCGGCGGCCAGUUCACCGGCCAGCGCGGACCUCCAGGCGGGUCGCCUGCUCCAGGCUCCAUCCCAAUUGUGUGCCGUUUGCGGCGACACGGCCGCCUGCCAACACUACGGAGUGCGAACCUGUGAGGGAUGCAAGGGAUUCUUCAAGCGGACCGUCCAGAAGGGCUCCAAGUACGUCUGCCUGGCGGACAAGAACUGUCCGGUGGACAAGAGGCGUCGCAAUCGCUGUCAGUUCUGCCGAUUCCAAAAGUGUCUGGUUGUGGGCAUGGUCAAGGAGGUGGUGCGCACGGAUUCGCUGAAGGGACGCCGCGGACGGCUGCCAUCGAAGCCGAAGUCUCCCCAAGAAUCGCCGCCAUCGCCUCCCAUCUCAUUGAUCACGGCACUGGUGCGCAGCCAUGUGGACACCACACCGGAUUCCUCGUGUCUGGACUACAGCCACUUCGAGGAGCUGUCGAUGAGCGAGGCGGAUAAGGUGCAACAAUUCUACCAACUGCUGACCAGUUCCGUGGAUGUGAUCAAGCAGUUCGCCGAGAAGAUUCCCGGCUACUUUGAUCUACUGCCCGAGGAUCAGGAACUGCUCUUCCAGAGCGCCUCGCUGGAAUUGUUUGUCCUCCGGCUGGCCUAUCGCGCCAGGAGCGACGACACCAAGCUGAUCUUCUGCAAUGGCACGGUGCUGCACCGCACCCAGUGCCUGCGAUCCUUUGGCGAGUGGCUCAACGACAUCAUGGAGUUCAGCCACAGCCUGCACAACCUGGAGAUCGACAUCUCCGCCUUCGCCUGCCUCUGCGCCCUAACCCUGAUCACAGAACGCCACGGCCUGCGGGAGCCGAAGAAGGUGGAGCUGCUGCAGAUGAAGAUAAUCGGCAGCCUGCGCGACCAUGUCACCUACAAUGCCGAGGCCCAGAAGAAACAGCACUACUUCAGCCGCCUGCUGGGCAAGUUGCCCGAACUGCGGUCCCUAAGCGUCCAGGGGCUGCAGCGCAUCUUCUAUCUGAAGCUGGAGGAUCUCGUACCGGCGCCAGCCCUCAUCGAGAACAUGUUCGUCACCACAUUGCCCUUCUAAGGGGGAACAGGCGUAUCACCAUAACUUUGCUUCCUUAAACUAGAACUAAGCUAUAUAUACCUUAUGAUUUACAUAGGAAGGUCCCAACUAGCUUUAGUAGAACCCUGAAAUAUAUAAAUCUCACAAAAAUAAAA